Messenger RNA from Brachypodium distachyon (stiff brome), 1226 nucleotides. RefSeq lists its product as uncharacterized. Lineage: Eukaryota; Viridiplantae; Streptophyta; Magnoliopsida; Poales; Poaceae. The transcript has a single exon. Bases 426 to 878 code for a protein of 150 amino acids. The record is from RefSeq and is a predicted model, not a curated record.
GCCCUGAGACUCCACUGUCAGUACACCUGUCUCUUGGCCUCUGGUAGAAUAGGUAGCUAUACGCCUAUACCACAAUCAUGCAAGUGACCUGACCUAUCGUAUUGCCGCAAUGCACCAUUGUCGUGCUCAACUGAAGAAAGCAUCAAAAAGCGUCCCAGAAAUUUCGCAGGGAGAAAGCAAAACUCUCAAGCGCCACUCCCUUUGCUGUUUCGUCCACGGCUCACGCUUCACACCCCCACGCCCCGUUUCGUCGCCACGCGUUUGAUGUUCACCGCAGUUAGGUAGCUCACGCAGAUGGUUUCCUGAUGCAUCGAUCCUUGCUGGCGAUCGACGUAAUCGCUGGCCUAUUUAAGAGAACACUGUUACCACGAGCUCAUCCGCACCGGUAACUAGGCUAGCCAUCACAGAGUGACAGUACUGUCGCCAUGAAGAUGUCUUGCUUCCUGGUGGUGCUCAUGCUGGCAUUCGCCACGGGGAGCAGGCCGUCGCUCGCCGCGGGCCGCGAGAGCGGAAGCAGCCUGGGCCGCGAGCUGGGUGAGUUCAUCGCCAAGGCCGGCGACUUCUUUAGCUCCGCGGGGCGGGCGGGCGCGGACGGCUGGCACUCGGCCGCGGCCACGGACGUGGAGGCCGCCUCGGCGAGGCCGUCGUCCGUGAAGGGAUCUGGCCGCGGCACGAGCGCCGCGGGGCGGAAGCGGCUGAAGAAGGCGUCCGUGAACUGCAUCCCGGCGGAAAUGUGCCGGAGGAAGAAGGUGCUUUGCGGCAAGCGGUGCUACAGGACGUCGCGCGCCGGGGCCACGGCCGGAGCAGGGGCCAGCCUCAGCCACAUCCCCUCCAACAAGUGCGUUGUCCGGUGCAAGAAGUGCGUGCCCACCUGCUAGAGAAUGAACAUCGUCGAGCCCUCGACGUACCUCUCCCAUCGAUCUAGAUUUCACUUCGUGGAUGCAUGCAUACAUAGUUGCCAUUGCUGGCUUCCUGAUCGGUUCCGUGUCGUGUCGUCGUCGAUAUAUCGUACGUGUUGUUGGCGCUUUCUUUUACUUACUUUCCGUAGGGUUCGAACAUGUUAAUUGAAUAAACAGGCAAGCCUCGUGCCGAUCUCAUGCAUGCAUGCAGUAGGUAUUGGAUUUCCAUUCUGAAUGUACUGAUCAAGUUUGGCUGUGAUCUCACCUGGUAAAAAUAGUACUACUGCCGCAUAUGUUUCUUCCACGUGAAAAUGUCAGUUUUACAUA